ACAUCAUGUGCCACAUACCCAUCUUCUGCUGGAUCUCAUCCACUGUACUCCUCAAACAGGAUAACAGUUCAGAAGUCCCUCAGACUUUGACUGAAAUAUACAUCCACUUCCUUCUCACUCUGAUAAACAUGAGGAAUCAAAAAUAUGAGAAGAGAGAUCCAGAGGAACUCCUACAAUCCAACAAAGAAGUGAUUGUUAAACUUGCUGAUCUGGCAUUCAAACAGCUGACGAAGGGCAAUGUGAUGUUCUAUGAGGAAGACCUGAGAGAGAGCGGCAUAGACGUCAAUGAUGCCUCAGUGUAUUCUGGGAUUUGUACUGAGAUCUUUAAGGAAGAAUCAGUGGAUCAGAGGAAAGUCUAUUGUUUCAUACAUUUGAGUUUUCAGGAGUUUCUAGCUGCCUUCUAUGUGUUUCAGUCCUGUGUAAUCAGAAAUAUGAAAUCACUGGAGUUGUUUCUGAAUGAACAAUAUCGGUGGUACUGUUCAGAAAACUUCAUUUUUGAGCUAUUAAAAGCAGCAGUUGAUACAUCCGUACAGAGUGAAAAUGGACAUCUGGAUUUUUUCCUGCGAUUUCUGCUGGGCAUCUCACUGUUGUCUAAUCAGGGUCUCUUAUUGGGUCUUCUGAGAUAUACCGAGGACAGCUGCUAUAGCCUUAAAAAAACAACAUGGUACAUUAGAUACAAAGUGUUAAGUGAUGCACCUCUCUCAGCUGACAGAAGCGUCUGUCUGUUCCUUUGUCUGCUCGAAGUGAAAGAUGAGACUCUGUAUCAACAUGUUCAGACAUUUUUGAAGCCAGGGAAUCACUCAAUGAAGAAACUCUCUGUUGCUUAUUGCUCAACAGUAGCCUACAUACUUCAGAUAUCAGAUAAUGUGUUGGAUGAGUUAGAUUUGAAGAAAUACAACACAUCGGAUGAAGGUAGAAGGAGACUGAUACCAGCUGUGAUGAACUGCAGAACAGCUCUACUCGCUGGUUGUAGGCUUACUGUUAAGUGCUUUGAAAGUUUGUGUUUAUUUCUACAAUCACCAAACUCACUGAGAGAGCUGGACCUGAGCAAUAAUGACCUGCAGGAUUCUUAUGCGAAGCUUCUGUUUAAUGGACUUAAGAGUUCACAUUGUCAACUCAACAUACUAAGAUUGACACACUGUAGUCUCACUGCUCAGUGCUGUGAAAGUUUGUCUUUAGCUCUACGAUCAUCAAACUCACUGAGAGAGCUAGACUUGAGUCACAAUGACCUGCAGGAUUCAGGAGUAAAGCUUCUGUCUGAUGGACUGAAGAGUUCAUAUUGUCAUCUGAACAUACUGAGAUUGUCUGGCUGUAUGGUGACAGAGGAAGGCUGUGGUUAUCUGGCUUUUGCUCUGAGUUUAAACCUCUCACACCUGAGAGAGCUGGAUCUGAGCUACAAUCACCCAGGAAAAUCAGUCAGGCUGCUCUCUAAUCCAUACUACAGACUGGACAAACUUAAUGUGGAUCAUGGAGGAGAGAUCAGGAUUGUAAGAGGAGCGCAGAAAUGGAACCGAGGUUACGACAGUAACCAGAGAUGUUCCCUAUCAAGAAUGGUGCACUAGACAUUGCGUCAGAAGCUGACGCAUUUGCAGACUGUAUAGAACAACGCCGUGUGAACAGCGAAGAGAGAACCCAGCCUCGGCGGAGUUAACAGCAGCUGUACUAUGUAGAAGACAUAGUGUAAUCCCCUGUGGCUGCAGCCGGCGCCAGUAUCAAGCACACCAGAGUAAUCAAGCUAGUGCACAUAACGAGAGGUGAGCCAGAUCGGACUGGCACUUGGAUUUCUCCCAGCACUGGAACUGUAUCACCAGUAUAUGAUGAGAGAUGAAUUUCCACUAACUGCAAGGGGCAGUCACUCAGGAACUCCUUGUAUACCGAUUCUGGAAUUAGAGAUACAUAAGCGCCGGUGUCAGUUUGCAUGGUUACUAGGGAUGAGCGAGUACAGCAUUAUCUGUAUCUGUAUCUGUAUCUGUUAACCAUAUGAAUUAUCUGUAUCUGUAUCUGUACUCGGAGUGGGCGGGGCCUAACCCGGAAGUGGGUGGGAUUUAACCUGGAAGUGGGUCAUGUUGUAUUGAAAUGGGCGGGGCUUUAACCGGUAUGUUAUUUUAAGCAUGCAAUUGAUAUGGGUUGAUCAGAAAUUGUUAUAUUUAUUGCUGAUUAGAAAACUAUUUACAUGACAGCAUCAGCAUUGAGCUUCAGAUCAGUGGUUUUGAUCAUGAUAACAAACGAACUAUAUACAGAAUAAGUUUUGCAACAAUGAAUACAACACAUGCGGUUGCAAUUAUGAAGUAAAAUGUAAUGAACAAGAGUUUUCAUUUCAACAUAAUUUUCUUUUUUUAACCUUGAGCAGUGUGGUUUUUUUAUUUAUUUAUUUAUUUAUUUAUUUAUUUAUGAAAUACAGAAAAAAAGUGUCAGACACUCAGUGCGUGAAGUAAAAAAACUGGUCAGAGCCAGCUGACGGUUUAAAAAAGAAAAAUAAAUUCUCCGACAGGCAGAGACGCGAGUCGCUUUUACCAAGCACCACGUCUGAACAAACCCCACGUUUACCAAAACUCUACUGGUUAAAAAGUAAGUACUACAAACAAACCAAAGUAAAAAACAAAAGUGAUGCUGAAGAAACCCUAAACGUUAACGGAAAAAAACCCGCAAACCUGAGUGACUGAGGGAGAGAACAGAGAGAGAGCGCGCUGUUCUCUUCUCUUCUCAGUGUUCUGUGUGUGUGUGAGCAGAGCGGGACACAGCAACACA
Labeo rohita (rohu) is the source of this 2748-nucleotide messenger RNA. RefSeq names its product NACHT, LRR and PYD domains-containing protein 12-like. The transcript is spliced from 6 exons. Bases 6 to 1562 code for a protein of 518 amino acids. The record is from RefSeq and is a predicted model, not a curated record. Gene Ontology annotation, molecular function: protein binding. Lineage: Eukaryota; Metazoa; Chordata; Actinopteri; Cypriniformes; Cyprinidae.